This is a messenger RNA of Gilbertella persicaria, 2008 nucleotides long. RefSeq lists its product as uncharacterized. The coding region runs from base 360 to 1532 and encodes 390 amino acids. The transcript has 2 exons. NCBI's taxonomy places the organism in Eukaryota, Fungi, Mucoromycota, Mucoromycetes, Mucorales, Choanephoraceae. The record is from RefSeq and is a predicted model, not a curated record.
UUUAAUGUUAUGUCCUUCUAAUAUGUAUACUAUUAAAUACAAGACAUACUAACUGAAUAAAGACAUAUACACAUAUAUAUAUAUAUCUGCUUUAAUUACGUAUACAUUUACUCUUCAUAACAAAAAAAACUCCUUACCAUUCGUCUGCAAGUCACAAACUCUUUGUUUAAAUACAAGUGAACUUUUUCUUUUUCUUUCUUUUUUUCUUUUUUUAAUACCAUCUUAUAUAUAAAGAAAGGAAUCUACGUCCACAAUCAUAACAAGACAGAGUGUGUUCUGUAAGUGAUUACGCGUAUUCUCUUAUCUAAUCUUGAGAUUUAGUAAACGACUCGUUGUAACAUAUUGACACACUUUAUACAAUGGUUCAAGUCUUACCAAUCAACUACAAUAACGAACACUAUAAACAAGCCAACUUUAUCAAUGGAAACGAAUACACGCCUCCACCUCCACCUCCCUUGCAGCAUCAACAACAGUUGCCUAUACCCAUGCCUGUUCCAAUGAUCAACCAUCUUAUGCCUCCUCACCAUCCUCCUCACCAUCCUCCUCACCAACCUCCCAACUUUUUUCAUCCUCCACCUAUGCCCCACCCACCUCCUCCUCCUCCUCAAGCAAUCUACCCAGCUGAUCAAACGAACGGGCAAUAUAUGGAUUAUGUAGCAACUAACUAUCACCCUACGAUGGCAUUUAUGCAACAAGGCUAUUAUUCAGACAUCACAGUCUAUGUACCCACUCUGCAAAAGCAGUAUCAGUUACAUACCUCUAUUCUCUCUCGAUCACCUGUACUCCAUCAGCGUAUCAUGGAAGAACAAUCCAACACCAUGGAACUGGAUCUGUACGUACUUCCCGAGACAUUCCAAGUGAUGAUUAACCAUUUGGCUCGUCCCAUGUCUCCUCAAGAAAUCAUGUUUUAUGCUACUGAAAAGCCUCAGAUUGCUAUUGAACUAUUGGAGGCUUCUGAAGAAUUAGGCCUAGAUCGCUUAUUGGAUGCCUUGCUUGUUGCAUUGAAUCAAAAUUUAACGCAUCCCAAGGUAGCCAUGACUUAUAUUGAAGCCAUGGAGCCCUAUCAACCCAUGGAAGAAGAAGAGCCUCGUCGUUGGGUUGAAUUGUUGGAAGAAGAUGUGGUUUCCUUCAUGGUCAAGGGACUCUCUACUCAACUUGAAGCAUUUUCAACAUCUGUCAAAGUAAGUGGCAAUGUGGUGAUUGGACAAGUCAAUGCUUGUGGAUAUAUGCCUUCACGCACUCCUCCUAUGCGCGGAUUGAUGGAUUUGGCUCGCGCCUAUGCUGCUUUACCUCAACAUUUAAUGAUUCGGUGCUUGGAACAUCCUCAAUUACCUGUUCAAGACGCGAUUCAACGCGCUUAUUUUGCACGCAAAGUACUUUCUAUUGUUCAUUCUAACAACUCUUUUCAUCAACGUGCACAAACUGAAUUUAUGGUUGUCAUUCGAUUUGAACAUGGUGUAGAUACAAUUGCUGUUGUAAGACAAACUGGUUUAAAAAAAGGCUGUUGGGAUCCAAAAUUGUAUGAUUUGUAAUUUUUAUUUUUUGAGCCUAAUAGACUUUUUACACUUCAAAUUCAGACGAUGCUAGUUUUUUUCUGGACGAAUCAAAAUUAAUUUCCAGAUGCUCUUCUUGCCUAUUUUGGACGAAAUAAAAAUGGAAAUUAGACAGAAAAAGAAUUAGCUUUUUGGAUGAAUGAGAGUUUACAAUUAGACAUUUAACUGUAAAGGGAAAUCAAUUGUUAGAGAAGCAAUAUCAAAAUGACUGGUUAUUGUGGUGUUUUGGGACUUUCUAAAUAAAAAAAUUGAAUAUAGAAAUUAUAAAAAAAUAAAGAGACGUGUAGAAAGUACUUUGAGACCGUUUAUAAAUGUUUAUAAAGGUAAAAGUUCGAGAGAGAUUUUUUAUAUUCUAGGUUUAUAUGUGAUUUGGAUUAUGUCCUUAGAUGUAACCUGAGAUAGGACUUGAUGAGCUGAAGGUUAUAUUAGAUGGAACAAGAGUAUUGGCUUUCUCA